Molecule: messenger RNA, 1351 nt
Organism: Rhododendron vialii
Lineage: Eukaryota; Viridiplantae; Streptophyta; Magnoliopsida; Ericales; Ericaceae
Exons: 2
Coding region: 767-1351 (194 amino acids)
Source: RefSeq, a predicted model, not a curated record
CGACAUGGACUAGGUGAUGAGAACGGCAUUAAAUGCGUAGUUAUCUCCUCAUGUGACCGGUACUACUCGAAUCUGUUCUUAGAUUACAUGAAUCUGCGUUUUCCCCCUAGGCCACCAGUCUAUUUGAAUCCGUUCCCCUAAGAAGAACCUCAAAUGGGUCUCAUAAAAUCUCUUCUUUUCCUUUCUGAUCAUUUGUCUUUGUUUUUUCUUCAUAUUUCUCCGAUUUUCGGACUGAGAUAUGCCUCCCAUUUUUUUAAAUGAAGCAGAAGCCUAUAUUACGCACCGAAGAUUGUGAACAAGCCACUCGAUUAAAUGUGUUGGAAAAGAUUUCUCACCUCUGUUCCAAAACAAGCUCUGAUUAUAUUUUGAAAGUAAUCAAUGUUUUCAUUCCUUCUGUUCGAAGAAACCAUCGUUGGUUGGACGGGAGACAAUAUCGCUCGGGCACUUUCCUCAGCUACCAGCCAAUUGUGAGCACCAAUUCGACAUGUUUGCAUCAUUGCUCAAGGUCUUUAAGGGAAUGAAAGAAGAGUUUCAAUUGGUGCUCGCGAUUAGCUGGUAGCUGAGGAAAGUGUCCAAGGGAUGUUGUCUCCCAUCCAACCAACGAUGGUUUCCCAGAACAGGAGGAAUGAAGCUAUUGAUUACCUUCAAAGUCUGAUUAGAAAAUUGUUUCGGAGCAGAGGUGAGAGGUCUUUUCCACCAAUUUUGCAGAUUCAGAUUUCAGUUCUCCUUCUCCCACAGAAUCAUCAGAGCACCGGUGUGAAAUGUAAUGAGGUUAAACCCUUCAACUUGGAAGAUGAAGAUGACUGCCGCCCUUUUUCUUAGUGAAUGUCUGCGACUGAAAGGCGUUUGUGGCGAAAUAACAAAAAUAGCAAUGCAAUGUUGCAGAGCAACAUACAAGCUGGCUUCCUUGUUUCACAGUCAACUGCGCGCUUCCAUAGCAUCAAACAUGCUGCCUGGACUUUCUUUAGAUGCAACAAACCUGGAUUUUUUUCCUUCUUUUUUGGCUGUGUUUAUGGAGAUAAUUGAUGACAAACAGGAAGAGAUGAUCUGUAUGCGUGAACGAUUACUUGAGCCAUGUUUGGUUAUUUCCUUCAUUAAGGUUUUUGUGAAACUGCUGUCCAAUUAUCUUCGAUUUAUAUAUCUACAGAUCAAAGUUGUCUGCAAUGAGAAACGAGGAGUUGCCAUAUGCCAUUUUGCAAAGAGAGAGUUUGAAUCUGGAGGAGUGAAAGAUGGAAGUAAAACCAAUUUCGGUUGCUUAAGGACCUUGCUGGUGAGAGUCACUCUUAUACCUUCCUCAGUUAAAAUUGCCACAAAAUGCUGUUACCCAUUUAUGAGUCUCCAAGUCUUUUGA